UAUGGGAAGGAACAAGUAAUUAUGACCGAUAUUGUGAGACCAAAGGCAAACGCGAAAUGUGAUCCAUUUUAUUACUUGGAUAUUCUCGAUCAAUCUGCUAUUAGCCAAAUUGUAGUCAAUCAUAACGUCGAUACAAUAAUUCAUUUUUCGGCUUUACUAAGUGCUGUUGGUGAAGCAAACGUCCCCUUAGCGCUUAAAGUUAAUAUAGAUGGAGUACAAAAUAUUUUAGAAGUAGCUAAGUUGGUUUUUAUCCCAAGCAGUAUUGGUGCGUUUGGACCAUCAACACCUUUAGAUUAUACUCCUGACAUUUGCAUACAACGACCAAGAACAGUUUAUGGUGUUACUAAGGUAUACGCUGAACUCUUGGGUGAAUACUAUAGCGAACGUUUUGGAGUAGAUUUUCGAUCAUUGCGUUUCCCGGGAAUUAUUAGUGCAACGAAACCAGGUGGUGGCACGACUGAUUACGCGAUAAAAAUAUUUUACGAUGCGUUAAUUGACGGAAAGCACACGUGCUAUUUACGUAAUGACUCGCGCUUACCCAUGAUGUACGAUGAUGACUGCAUCGCUUCAAUUAUUUUAUUUCUCACCGCACCACAAAGUAAAUUAUCGCAUCGAACUUACAAUGUCACAGGUUACUCCUUUACACCAGAAGAAAUCACUGCAGCGAUUCAAAAAGUAAUACCAAAGUUUCAAAUUGAAUACGAAAUAUGUCCAGUACGUCAAAAAAUUGCUGAUUCUUGGCCGAAAAGUUUGGAUGAUAAUUGUGCCAAGAAAGAUUGGGGAUGGCAACCAAUGUUUGAUCUGGGAGCAACCGUUGAUAUCAUGUUUGAUUUGGUAAGAGGCCAACUUGGUGGAAAAGGCAUCGAAGUCAUGGAUGAUAAUAAAUAA
Messenger RNA from Thelazia callipaeda (thelaziosis nematode), 888 nucleotides. Lineage: Eukaryota; Metazoa; Nematoda; Chromadorea; Rhabditida; Thelaziidae. The record is from the annotation of a GenBank genome assembly.